AAGGCCGCUUUGGCUCCGGGGGGGGGGACUCGAGGCGACCUCGGGCGCGGGAGGCGCAGGCGGAGCCCUGCCAUGGCGGCCGAGCCCAACGGGAGCUGCGGGGACGAGGACGCCGCGGUGCGGCAGGUUCUCGGAGAAGAGCGGUUCCGGCUGGUGCAGGGUGCCAAGCUGCUCGUCGUCGGGGCGGGGGGCAUCGGCUGCGAGCUGCUGAAGAACCUGGUGCUGGCCGGCUUCAGGGACAUCGAAGUGGUCGACUUGGACACCAUCGACAUCUCGAAUCUCAAUCGCCAGUUCCUCUUCCGCCGGGCCCACGUGGAUCGGUCGAAGGCGGAGGUUGCGGCCGAGGCGGUGCGUCAGUUCCGGCCGAGCGCGCGCGUGGUAUCCCACCACGGCAACGUCAAGGACCCGCAGUUCGGGGUGGAGUUCGUAUCGAGGUUCGACGUCGUGGUCAACGCCCUUGACAAUCUGGAUGCGCGCCGGCACGUGAACCGCCUGUGCCUCGCGGCGGAGAAGCCCUUGCUUGAGGCCGGCAGCACAGGGCACCUGGGCCAGGUAACCGUCAUCAAGAAGGGCGAGACGGAGUGCUUCGAGUGCCAGGCCAAGCCGACUCAGAAAGUGUACCCGUAUUGCACGAUCCGGUCUACCCCGGAGAAGCCCAUCCACUGCCUGGUGUGGGCGAAGAACCUCUACGACCUUUGCUUCGGCCCGGAGGACGAGUCCAACCUGCUGACCGAUCUGGCGGCAGAGAUGAAGCAGUUCACCAGCCAGGAGAAGGUCGACGGCGAGGAAGUCGGGAAGAAGAUCUACUCCCACCUCUUCGACGCGGACAUCAGGAAGCAGGCAGCCCUCGAAGACCUGUGGUCCGAGAAGCGGCCACCGCCCGACCCGCUGCCCUUCGACGAAGCCGUGCAGCGGAGCAGCAGCAGCGGCGCCCCCCCCAAGGGCGGCGCCGCCGUGCUGGACGUCCAGAAGGUGCCCAGCGUGGCGGGCGACGCCCAAGGGUUUGUUGCGGCGGUCAAGGCCAUGUACUCCGACGCACGGCGAGGCCUCAUCGGGCAGAGCGUCUUCAGCAAGGACGACAGCGUGUCCAUGGACUUCGUGCACUGCGCGGCCAACCUCCGCAUGUCUAACUACCGCAUUGACCGGCUCUCCCGCUGGGACGCCCAGUCCAUCGCAGGAGCCAUCAUCCCGGCUGUGGCGAGCACGAAUGCCAUCGUCGCUGGCCUCGAGGUGGUCCAGCUCAUUCACGUGCUGGAGUCGACGGCGCAUAAGAAGGAGCUCCGCGACGGGCGUUGCCGCACGGUCUGGGUCCGAUACCCAGAGCCUUCGAGGAAGAAGAUCCUACAGCCCAGCACGCUGCAGCCGCCGAACAAGGAGUGCUUCGUGUGCGGCUCCAGGACGGCCCGAGUAGCGCUCAAGGGCUUGAGCGAUUGGAAGAUGUGCGAUUUCGUGAAGAAGUGCGUGCAGGGAAGCUUUGGCGCCGUGAGCCCCGCGCUGUACCACAACGGCGUCUGCAUCUACAACCCGGAGUACCCCGAGGCCAACGAGGAGGCGGAGGAGGAGGGCAUGCACCCCGAGUGGAGCUUCACGGAGUGGGGCCUGGCCAGCGGUGCCUUGCUGUCGGUCGAGGACGAGGCGCAGGGCUUCUCGUGUAACCUCCUCGUCCGCGACGAGCCCGAGCUGAGCGAUGCGGAGUUCCCGGCCGGCUUCAACGUGGAGGCCGGCGCCGACAGCCUGGAGAAGGCCGGCGAAGACAAGCGCCAGGCGGAGGCGGCCGCGGAGGAGCCCCCCGCGAAGCGCGCGGCCACGGAGGGGCCCGUCGUGGCGCUGGACGACUGAUGGGCGGCGCUUCGCGGGGCAUGGGGGGCUCCACGGGGCUCCGAAGAAGAAGCACGUGCACGGUUCAGAUGUGUUCCUUCUUUCCUGCGGCUCACGAAACGCUGGGCAGCUUGGCGGCCGAUCGCGGUUCCUCUGGGCGCGCUUGUCUUUGCGCUCCGCUCUCGGCACAGCGGGGAGGCUUGGUGGCUGUUCGCGGAGCUUCUGGGUGGGCCUCUCGUUUUUGCACUCGACCGGCCUCGGCGUGGCGGGAAG
This is a messenger RNA of Prorocentrum cordatum, 2091 nucleotides long. The record is from the annotation of a GenBank genome assembly. NCBI's taxonomy places the organism in Eukaryota, Dinophyceae, Prorocentrales, Prorocentraceae.